This is a messenger RNA of Rotaria sordida, 420 nucleotides long. Lineage: Eukaryota; Metazoa; Rotifera; Eurotatoria; Philodinida; Philodinidae. The record is from the annotation of a GenBank genome assembly.
AUGGUUUCAGAAGGCAAAGAGCAAGCUAUUGAACAUUUAUCUAAAGCAGAUUUAGCAUUUAUAGCUGUACUUAUCAAUGUAGAAGGUGGUCUCGCCAAAGGUCAUGAUAAACCAAGAAAUUCAUAUGGAUUAAAAUUCGAAAAUAUUAAAAUUGUACGUGGACAUACGAAUCGAACAGCCGAUGGUACUCACUUCGAAUAUAGUCAAAGUCCAAAAGGUUUAAAAUUUAAAAUAGAAAAUGAAAGUGAUGAACAAAUAAAACAAGCUGCUGAAGAUGAUGAAGUCAAAGAACCAAAAGAAGGUAACACUUAUGUUGCUAUUCUUAAAAAUGAAAAUAAUAUUGAAAUUCUCGUUGAAAUUAAUCCUCAUGAUAUCUCCGAAAUUAUUCAAAGUGCUCGAGAUAAAGAAACAACGACUUAA